Suncus etruscus (white-toothed pygmy shrew) is the source of this 2773-nucleotide messenger RNA. RefSeq names its product transmembrane protein 263 (gene TMEM263). Bases 65 to 412 code for a protein of 115 amino acids. The record is from RefSeq and is a predicted model, not a curated record. Lineage: Eukaryota; Metazoa; Chordata; Mammalia; Eulipotyphla; Soricidae. The transcript is spliced from 2 exons.
AGUAUGGGAGAAGUAUAUAGAAGUUAAAAUUAAAUGUGUUGGUUUUUUUUUUUAAAAGGAGAUCAUGAAUCAGACGGAUAAAAAUCAAGAAAUCCCAUCAUACCUUAGUGAUGAGCCACCAGAAGGUUCAAUGAAAGACCACCCACAACAGCAGCCAGGCAUGUUGUCCCGAAUGACUGGGGGUAUCUUCAGUGUAACAAAGGGAGCAGUUGGUGCAACCAUUGGCGGAGUGGCUUGGAUUGGUGGAAAGAGUCUGGAAGUUACCAAAACAGCUGUUACAACUGUGCCUUCCAUGGGAUUAGGGCUGGUGAAAGGAGGUGUUUCUGCUGUGGCUGGAGGUGUUACAGCUGUUGGGUCUGCUGUUGUGAACAAAGUGCCCUUAACAGGAAAGAAGAAAGACAAAUCCGACUAAAAUAAGGAGAUACAUUUGUUCUUCAGAGCAUUAUGAUGCCAGUGGCAUUGAAUUGCUAAGUUAUGGACAUAGCCAAGUCACCAGUUCUGGACCUUUAUCUUCUAAACUGCUGUGUUGAAAGUAUUGAUGACUUUCAUCUAAAAAGAAGAGACCAAUACUAGCACAGUGUAUGAAGGUUUCUUGUACUUAAAUUCCAGCUUUUUAUCUGGUAAAAACUUACAUUCAGUUGUAACUGAAGAUACAGCAUAUUUGAAUAUUUACUCUAAGUCUUUCAGUUUUAAAAAUGUGAAAGUUGAAUUUUAGUGGAUUAUCUUUAUAGUUCCUUAUGUAUAAUGUGCCAGGUCAUCUACCCCUUAAGAAGGGAACCUUGAACUACAUAAACUGUACCUUUGAUGUGCCUAAUAGUUUCAUAAGUCCUAGUUUUUUUUUUAUAACCAUAGUUAUUUAGGCUGAGUUUUAUUGUUAUUUAAUUGGUAAUAUAGCAAGAAUUAGGGAAGUUUAAAGAUAAAUGGUUAUAUGAUACCGAGUGUUAACCAUUUUUUGUUAGAUAUGCAUUGUAUUAAUCAUUGUUGCCUUACAAAAGAAAAUGUCUUUUCUGAUACCCUAAGUACGUGCAGUUCUUGAAUUUAUAUAGAUUCUUUUAAAGGUUGUUUUGUUUUCUCUCUUAAGAAUCUCAGGAGUUGUGGGAUGUAGGCUUUUCUUGCUCUCAGCAGAUAAAAUAGUGUUUAUUAACUGUUAGCAGUCAUUUAGCAGUCAUUAUCAAAUUAUACACUUCAAUCUGAGUUUAUUAAAGCUCCAUUGUUAAUACACCUCAUAGUGCCUACAGAACAUUGCUGGUCAGAAGCUAUAGUGAAGAAGUUUUUGAUGAAGAAGGAAUAAUUAAUUUUUAGUUAUUAAAAAUUACCUAAGGCAUCCAAGAAAUAAAAACAUUUCAUACCUAUUUUAUCCCUAGUGUAAAAUCAGCUUUACUAACACACAUACUUUUAUGUAUGUGUGUGGGAAGCUCCCAAGCAGGGCUCAGGGGGCUGAAAGCCACUCCAACAACACUCAAGCUUAUGUGAGUCAAUCAUUUAGUGCUAGAGCCCAGUAUACCAGAGCAACCAGCACCACACUUAGCAGUGGUAAGGGAGCCAUGAGGUGCCAAGGAUUGCACUCAGUGCUUUGUGUAUACAGUCAUGUGCUCUAGUCUCUUGUGCUAUCUCCCUAGUCUUAGCAGUAUGUACUUUUAGAAAGUAACCACAAAUAUAUGGGAGCUGAUUGAAAGGAAAUAAAAUGGGCUCCAGUGAUAGUUUUGAACAUUUUAUAUUUAUUCAUUGUGUGCGCGCUUUCAUUGGUUUAUCUAGGCAUUUAAAAUUAUUCAGUCUUUUAAAGACUGAAAUAUUUUUAGUACUAUUUUUCAGGUCAACUUUAGGCAGGGAAUUUAAGUUUUUGAUUGCAGAGAAGUGUGUCAUGUGGUAACAUGUUUUAUCAUGUAUCGAUUCACCCUCAUAGAAUAUUACUUAGCUGGAAUUAAUAUUUUUUGUCUCAUGCUCAGUUUCAUAAAAACUGAAUCCCAGUUUUGGGACUGGAAAGAUAGUUCAGGGGUUAAAAUACUUGCUUUGCAUACAACUGACCCUUGUUGGACCCCCAUUAUCACACAAGGUCCCUGAGUAGUACUAGAGGUCACUCCUAAGCAUAGAGGCAGAAAUAGCCCCUGAGCACAGCUGGGUGUGAUCUAAAUUCCCCUUUUCCCUCUUUGAAAAAUAUAACGUGGCAUAUAUGAAGGUACAAUCCAAGCCUAAAAAUGUUGCUUAUACUAAAAUCUGGAAAUUUGCUUCAAAUUUGCAAACUUUUUUUUUCUUUUGGCUUGGGAGGGGAGCAAAGGAGGUAAUGCACUGGAUUACAUAAAUCAGAACAUAUACAUUAGAACUUACAAGUUAACUACAACAUCCAAAGCAUGAAGAGUUUUACAGUAAUGGGUCUCAACAAUAGGAGACUGUAACGAUUCUAAAAGCUUUCAUAAAUACCAGCAGGGAUUUUAAACAAAUCUAGAGGUUCUUGGACCUUUCUACUGUAUGUAUACAAAACUGAAGUCAGGAAGUUCAUCAGAAAUGUAAUGGAUGUUUAUUUCAUGCAGUAUGACUGAAGGUAUAUUUAUUUGUUGGUAUAUAUGGUUAAAUGUCAUAUUACUAAAGGGGAUCUUUAAAAAAGUACAAAAUUAUUGAACACUAAAUAAUGAUAUAAAUAUUGGUAUUGGAGAACUUGUUUCCUGCUAUUUGAAAAUAGUUGCUUUAUUGCUAGUUACUAUUUCUAAUUUAUCUUCUAUAGUCAUAGGUUCAACUUUGUACCAAAUUUUCUAAAUAUAGAUUUUAGAUUACUGUG